Molecule: messenger RNA, 1281 nt
Organism: Lactuca virosa
Lineage: Eukaryota; Viridiplantae; Streptophyta; Magnoliopsida; Asterales; Asteraceae
Source: the annotation of a GenBank genome assembly
AUGAAAGAAAAAGUCUCCGAGCAACUCGAGAAAUAUUUCUUUAAUCUUCAGUAUGAAGACUAUGAUAAACCUGACCAAAAACUCAUUCAGCUUUUAUCCUUGGAAACUGAAGAAUGCGAAGAACUAUAUCAAAAAGAGCCACAACUUUUUGAUCAAUACUUUAAAGUAGCCAAAGUAAAUGAACCUGAUACCGAAUCAGAACAGGAAGACAAUCCUAACAUAAACGCUGUCAAGUUCGAAUACUCAGAUAGCAACGAAGAAAUGGAAGCAGAAUCUUCAUAUAUGGCCACAAACAGAGGCGAGAGAAAGAAGAAAAAGAAGUAUGAGUUCAAAAUGUCUGUCCACAAUGGUAUUCCAAAUAGUGGUAAAGGACCCAAUACGAUCAAUGUCCUCAAUAUUGAUUGUAUCCAAGACUUAAAACUCAGAGAAAGAGUUAUAGAAAAAUGGGUUACUGAGAUUUCACUAAUCUUACAAACAAACCCAGAUGAAUUUGGAAAUGCAAAAAAUGUUCUCCUACUUUUAGAACACAAGACUGAUGGAAUUGUGCAAAAAUUCCUUAGAAAUAAUAAUUGGAAUGAAGAAUUACAUGGAUUAGACCUUUUUGAUAGUCUUAUAAAUGUCAUUUACACUACCUUCUUAGGACUAGAUUAUGUCUCCAAUAAAGAUUUCACUAUAAAUAAGAAAGUCGACAUAGCAAGAGUCUCAAUGACAAAACUCCAAUUACAUGAUAUUUGUCUCCUUGACAAAUACACAUGUAGAUAUGAAUCAUAUCUUUAUGAUAUUCCACAGAGAAGUGAAUAUUCACAAUGGAUAUCUGCUUAUCUUAUGAAAAUACCAAUCAUUGGAGAAAUCUGUACUGAAAGAUGGAAAAAAGAAGCCAUUGGAGAGAUUCAACAAACCAGUCUUUCUUAUGCAACAAAAAUUGCAAAAGAAGAAAUUGACAGAAUAUGUCAAUACAGAUAUAAACAACAAAAGCUUAAAAAAAUAAGCAAAGAUUGUUGUAACAUUCUGUCUGAUUUCAAAGAUUUUGAUAUCGGAAGAAAAAUUUAUACUAAGAAAAAGUGUUGGAUCUGCAACGAAGAAGAACACUACGCUAAUGAAUGUCCAAAUAGGAAAAACCACCCUGACAAGGUCAAGGUAUUACAAACUGCUGAUAACGGAGGCUAUGAAGCUCUUGAAGAAGAAUACGAUGGUAUACAACAUGUUUUCAUUUUACAUGUUGAUACUAAUUCCUCGUCAUCCUCAGAAGAAGAUGAAUCAACUACUGAUGACUCAGAUUAG